AUUAUUAUGGUUUUUUAUGCGAUUACAAAUAUUUAAUUUGCCUUUCUUCAAUAGCAAUACGAAAGGAAAAAAAUAAAGGUAUAUAUUGAAAAUGAAGGGACACCUAUAGAAGCUAUUACUUAUGUUUGGAAAGAUUCCCCUGAUUUGCUGGAUGAAAAAGAUUGGAAUUCUGAAGAAUUUGAAUGGAGUAAAUUUUCAGACUAUUAAUUACUAUUUAUUAUUUAAGAAUAUGGUUAAUACCCUUUUAUGUCUAUAAAUUAAUUCAAUGUUUCACAGAUACUAAAAAAGUUUGUGUAAAUUAUAUUCAAACGCUAGUUAUUUCGUGAAUUAUUAUUACAAAUAAAUAUCCAAAAUUUAUAGUUUAAAUUGUAAAAAGGUGUGCCGAAUGUCUAAUAAUCCUCUUUCAGGUUCGCAAGAUACUAAUAAUAAUGUUAUCGAGACAUCGACCAACAGAACUACUGUAGAUCCUACAAAUACAACUAUCGAAGAAAGUCCAACUGCAACUCUAGGAAACAUAAAUACUUCUACACUAGAGCUUUCGGACAUUAUUAUACGUGCUUGUUCGAAUUGUGGCGAACCCGCUCAAUACUUAUGUAAAGCUUGUGGUCAGUCGGGACCUCGUUAUUGUUCAUCAAAAUGUCAGAGCGAAGAUUGGACUAAGGGACAUUCCGCGACAUGUUCAAAAGCUACGCGCGCCGGCCAAAUUAAUGAGGAAGGAGGGGAGGAAGAAAUUGCUAUAGUUAGAAAACCUAAUAGUAAAGUUCACGGACGUGGAAAUGUUGCACAAAUUAUCAAUAAAAGAAAAACAAAUGAAAGAGGAAACCCAAUUUUCCCUUCGACUGCAACCGAACCAUCAUUCACGAACCAGAGACCUUUAUCUACAAAUCAAUUUGAUGAUGAUCAAGUCGAUGAGUUUAAAUUCUAUAUGCAACAAAUUUAUAAAAUUAUUAAGCCUGUAGUAUUGUGUAUUUUACUAUCUGUACUUUGGGUCAAAAUAUCAAUUCUUGCUCCAAAUUUUCGACCACAACAUCCAACUCAACAAAUUAUUGAUACUUCGGAAGAUGCAUCUGAAUCUGCACAAAUUUUUAAUUCUUUCUUAACAGCAGCAGUUAUAAUAGGAAACAUCAUUGUUGUUACAAUAAUAAUUGUAUGUUUAUUUAAAUAUGGGUUCAUUAAGAUUCUUAUAGGCUUCUUUAUGGUAGUGGUGCUUUUGCUUCUUGGAUUCAUGGGAUAUUUGUUAAUGAUUUUUUCAAAUUCCGAUGGACUAUGUCACACUUAGUUUUGCAUUGUGGAAUUUUGCUGCAGUAGGACUUAUUU
Rhizophagus irregularis DAOM 181602=DAOM 197198 is the source of this 1317-nucleotide messenger RNA. The record is from RefSeq and is a predicted model, not a curated record. NCBI's taxonomy places the organism in Eukaryota, Fungi, Glomeromycota, Glomeromycetes, Glomerales, Glomeraceae.